Messenger RNA from Alternaria metachromatica, 1278 nucleotides. RefSeq lists its product as uncharacterized. Gene Ontology annotation, cellular component: fungal-type vacuole. Bases 1 to 1278 code for a protein of 425 amino acids. Gene Ontology annotation, molecular function: starch binding; glucan 1,4-alpha-glucosidase activity. The transcript is spliced from 3 exons. Lineage: Eukaryota; Fungi; Ascomycota; Dothideomycetes; Pleosporales; Pleosporaceae. Gene Ontology annotation, biological process: polysaccharide metabolic process. The record is from RefSeq and is a predicted model, not a curated record.
AUGAAAGCCGCUUUGCUGCUCCGUGUGCUUUCGGCCACGUCGCUCUUCGUCAACGCGAACGCAAAUUCGAUCGAUCACCAGCAGCGGGAAGAUUCACUUGGUGAUUUCAUCAAAGCUCAGCAGCAAAUUUCGCUACAAGGGAUGCUGGACAAUAUCGUCGAAGCUCCCUACCCGGAUUUACAUGGCAUGGUUGUUGCCAGUCGGUCAGAUACAGAUUACUGGUACACGUGGAUCAGGACAGCUGCAUUAACCUUCAAAGUUCUUGUCGAACGCCUAACACCGACCGAUAUCCUCUUUGUCCCGGAUCAGAUAACCGAUUAUGUGGAAUCCCAAGGGGAAUUGCAGUCGGGAGAUCUCGGAGAGCCCAAGUUCUACGUCAACGGCACUGUCUUCAAAGGUGCCUGGAAUCGUCCUCAGCAAGACGGCCCGGCGCUUCGUGCUACAGCUCUGAAUAUCUACGCUAAAUACCUGCUUGCGUACUCAGAAGGGACUAAACUGGCUCGAGUCCUUCGGGCCGAUGUUGACUUCGAUGUCUGGCCGAUCAUCGCGAAUGAUCUCGACCACACUGUUCGGUACUGGAAUCAAACAAGCUUUGAUCUAUGGGAAGAAACCAGUGGCUCAUCGUUCUUCACUCUUUCAGUAUCCCAUCGCGCUUUGGUGGAGGGUAUGGCACUCGCGAAGACAUUGGGCCGACACUGUGACGGCUGCUAUGCUGCCGCUUCACAGAUGCUGUGUUUCAUGGAAAGCUUCUGGGACGUCAAUCACAUACGCGCGAAUCUCAAUGCCCGAGACCAACGAAGCGGUAUCGACGCAAGUUCUAUUCUGUCCUCCAUUCACACGUACGAUCCAUUGGCCGGAUGCACAAACAGCACAUUCCAGCCGUGCUCUUCUAGAGCUCUAGCCAACCAUAAAACAGUGACCGACUCCUUCCGCCCUUUGUACGGCAUCAAUAGCGGCAUUGCGCAAGGUCAAGGAGUUGCCAUUGGAAGAACCGUGUUUGUUGUUGGCGAUGUCCCGGAGCUCGGCGAUGGGAAGAAUGAGCAUGCCAGGGUUUUGAAACAAGACCUUCGUGGCUUUUUGAACUCAGGGUCCUACGGAUACGCCAACUACUCUGCGCAGAUCGAAGUACCCGCGUUGACAAGGAUCAAUUACCAUUACUUUAUGUUGGCCAAAGAUCAUCCCAAGGAAGAAGAAGAGUACCAGUAUCGGCACAUCGAUACAGGCGAAUGUGGAAGCAAUGUUGACACAGUUCGCAAUGUUUUCUUUCCCGACGGCUGA